Messenger RNA from Ochotona curzoniae (black-lipped pika), 818 nucleotides. RefSeq names its product WAP four-disulfide core domain protein 5-like. Lineage: Eukaryota; Metazoa; Chordata; Mammalia; Lagomorpha; Ochotonidae. Gene Ontology annotation, molecular function: peptidase inhibitor activity. Gene Ontology annotation, biological process: antibacterial humoral response; innate immune response. The coding region runs from base 48 to 818 and encodes 256 amino acids. The record is from RefSeq and is a predicted model, not a curated record. The transcript has 5 exons. Gene Ontology annotation, cellular component: extracellular region.
CACCUGCCUGCUGCCCAGCGUCCACCUGCCACCUGCCGCCUGCUACCAUGCGCUGUCUUAUUAUCCUGGCCCUGGGCCUGCUCGCCCUGGAGGCAGCCCUCGCCCUGACCCCUGAAUUCAAGGCUCCAGUGCAGGCCAUGUGUCCUGAGCCUACAUCCUCUGAGGAGACGAACUGCACCCCAAAUUGUCACAACGACGAAGAUUGCCCAGGCAAUACCAUGUGCUGCCCCAGUGCCUGCGGCCCCUCCUGCAGACCCCCCAUCAUUGUCCCUGUCACCAAGAUCGGCCGCUGCCCCUGGGUACAGGCACCUCUAUUCCCCCACCUGUGCAUAGAGAAGGACACGUGCAACAACGAUAACCAGUGCAGCAACAAGAAGAAAUGCUGCUUCAGCCGCUGUGCCAUGCGAUGCAUGGACCCUGUCAUAGGUGAGAGUACUGGCCCCGAGUUCCGGACCAGCUUCAAGCUAGGAACCCAAGGCCGAACUCCGCAUUUGGACGACCUGCCGCCCGGAGAAGACCGCCACCUCCAGUCCGCCAUCUGGGCUCCUGACCACAGCCCUUUCCGUGCUCCCCACGCUCCCUCCAAGACCUGCUCCCUCGGCCAAAAUGGCGACGGCAGGAGCAGGGCGGCGCCCGGCGGGCCCCGCUUCCGGCGGCCUCCUGAUGACGUCGUGGGCGCGCCGCGCGGCGAGCCCGGGGACAGAGCGGGCGCCGCAUGGAGGUCAGCGGCCCAGCUUCCGGACCUGGCGUCCCCGCCCGACUGGGACGGUUCUGCGACGCGUCUCCCUGGGCCCCGCUGCCGGCAAAGUCCCCGAUGA